GACUUAACCUCGCUGAAUUUCGCGCACGCAUGCAGGGUUGCGGGAUAGGAAAGAAGGUCCAAACGUCCGGAUUCGCAUAUAAUUCCUCGAGGGAAACCGACAUUCAUUUUUAGGAGAAUUAAGAAAAAUAAAUGUACAUACGUACGUUGAUAAGGACGAGACGUCACUGAGGAAACGUGUUCAAGAUAAUAUUUUGACGUGAAUAACCGGCUAAUUGAAUGCGUUCGAUAAUCUUUAAGGCAGUGGUGUGUCACGGAAAAGCAACAAAAUGUUUAAGAAAUUUGAUGAGAAAGACAGCAUUUCUGGUGUACAGCAAUUGAAGUCAUCUGUGCAGAAAGGAAUUCGCGCAAAACUUUUAGAAUUGUAUCCUCAUCUGGAGAGUCAUAUAGAUGUUAUAAUACCAAAGAAAGAUGCCUUUCGUAUUGUGAAAUGCCAUGAUCAUAUAGAGAUCAUAGUUAAUGCGGUAGGAGAUUUGUUAUUCUUUCGCCAACGUGAAGGUCCUUGGAUGCCUACUUUGAGAUUAUUACACAAGUAUCCAUUCUUUCUGCCAAUGCAACAAGUUGAUAAAGGUGCCAUUAGGUUUGUUCUGAGUGGUGCCAACAUAAUGUGCCCUGGUUUAACAUCAAAGGGCGCAAAAAUGAUGACUGUGGAUAAAAAAACUGUUGUUGCUGUUAUGGCCGAAGGCAAACAGCAUGCAUUAGCUGUUGGGGUAACGACGUUAUCAACAGAAGACAUAAUCAAGGUGAAUAAGGGAGUAGGAAUCGAAAACUGUCAUUAUCUGAACGAUGGCCUUUGGCAAAUGAAACCAGUGAAAUAAGACUAAUUAUAUAAUGUAUUCAAGAUAUAAUGAAGGAAUCAUUUUGCACACAGAUAUUCUCUUAUCCAUUUCUACUUUAUAAUCAUUUUAUGUGGAAUACAAUUUCAGUGGAUAAUUUUUGUGUCCGUGAUUAGAUUGUAAUAAAACUAAAAACUACUCCUACAUUUUUACCGUAUAAAUUAAAGAAAUACACCGAAUGAAUCUCUUGAUAUAGAGACAGAUGGUAAAUGUAUUCCGUGUAGACGGAAAUAGUGUUUGUAAAAUAAAAAAUAUUUAAGCGGG
Molecule: messenger RNA, 1099 nt
Organism: Pogonomyrmex barbatus (red harvester ant)
Lineage: Eukaryota; Metazoa; Arthropoda; Insecta; Hymenoptera; Formicidae
Gene: MCTS1
Product: malignant T-cell-amplified sequence 1 homolog
Biological process (GO): formation of translation preinitiation complex
Molecular function (GO): RNA binding
Source: RefSeq, a predicted model, not a curated record